AUGAGUUCAGUUCGUGUGUUGAUGCAACAUGCAGUACAAAAUAAUAUGCUCGUGCAUCAGAUGGAUGUCAAAACGGCAUAUUUAAAUGCGCCUAUUGAUUGCGAUAUUUUUGUUCAACAACCAAAAGGUUAUGAAAAGGAAGGAGAAAAUGGUGAAAAGCUUGUCUGUAAGCUAAAGAAAUCUUUGUAUGGACUAAAGCAGAGUGGGAGGAAUUGGAAUGUGUUGCUGCACAAUUACUUAAUAAAGGAAGGGUUUACGCGAUCUCUUGCUGAUCCAUGCGUGUAUGUUUGCUUUGUUGGAGAUGAUGCAAAUACUUGCAUCAUUAUUGUCAUUUGGGUUGAUGACUUGAUUAUUUCAGCCAGUAGUUCUGCCCUGUUGUUAAGUGUAACGGAUCGUUUGAGUAGUCGGUUUAAAAUGAAAGAUCUUGGUGUAUUGCAUUGGUUCUUAGAUACUCAGGUCAAAUGCUCUGAUGAUGUAAUCGAGAUGAAUCAGACUCGUUAUAUUCAGAAGUUGUUAUCUAGAUUUAGAAUGACAAACUGUAAACCUAAGGCAACACCAUCUGUCCUCGGAUUAGAUAAGGUCACGGAGGAAAUAUCACCAGAAUUAGAAGAUCCCAAUUUGUAUAGGCAAAUUGUUGGAAGUUUGAUAUAUGUCAUGACUGGUACUAGACCAGAUCUGUGUUACAUCGUUACUAAAUUAUCUCAGCAUAUGUCCAAACCCAAGGUAGCUGACUUGAAUGUAGCUAAACAUGUGCUUAGAUAUUUAAAGGGGACAUCAGAGCAAGGUCUAAAGUUUAGAAAAUCUGAAAACCCUCUGUCUCUAAUUGGUUUUAGUGAUUUUGACUGGGGAGCUAGUAUUAGUGAUAGGAGGAGUAUAUCUGGUUACAGUUUCCAGUUGUCCGAGGGUGGACCAUUGGUAUCAUGGAAGAGUAGGAAACAACAAACUGUAGCUUUGUCUACUUGUGAGGCAGAGUAUAUAGCUCUCGCCGAAAUUGUGCGGGAAGGGAAAUUCUUGAGGCAAUUAUGCCUCGACCUAAAGGUACUUCAGGUAAGUAAUAGUGUACUUGUAAAUGUGGAUAACCAAGGCGCGAUACAACUAGCGAAGAACCCUAUGUUCCAUAAGAGAUCGAAGCAUAUAGAUAUCAAGUACCAUUUUAUUAGGAGCGAACUGGAGCUAGGUACGAUAAACGUCGAGUAUGUUGCAAGUGAGGAUAAUUUGUAA
Paramuricea clavata is the source of this 1221-nucleotide messenger RNA. The record is from the annotation of a GenBank genome assembly. Lineage: Eukaryota; Metazoa; Cnidaria; Anthozoa; Malacalcyonacea; Plexauridae.